GGCAGCUUUUAGACUUUCUAGACGACGAUAGCUGGACGUCCGAACGCGCAGCUUUUCCUGCGAGCAUCGACGAUGGCUGGUCGUUCCCCCCUGUCACAUCCUUUGAGAUCGAGGCAUUCCCAAUGCCAUCUGAUCUCCAGCAGCCAACCAGCACCAAUAGACAGUCUACUUCCAUAACCACUUUAGUCUCGCAACCAUCUGAACUUCCUUCUAGCACAGCAAAUCUCCGUCCGAUGAGCCCGCAUUCGCCUAAACAACUGACUGGGAGUGGAUUAGCUCAGGGCCGUCAGGAUUGGACCCAAUUCGGGCCCGUUGUCGCCCUUUGUAAGAUGGUACGGCUCCUUGAAGCCCAGAUGCAUGCACAUCCGACGGCUGUGGACGAAGUCAUGAGGCUGAAUCAGGCAUGUAUCAGAGACGUAUCGAAGAUAUCAUCGAAAACGGAGUAUAUGCAAUGCAGGAGCUGCCCCGCUCUGAUUUCGACCAUUAUGGAGCUCAUUGUGACACGGUACGAGGAUAUCACCAACGACCAAGGCCACGGCCGGAUGUCUUCGGUUACUUUAUCGACACCCAGCACACCAUUUCUACAGUUUGGCGUCUUUGAGCUAGAUGCCGAAGAACAGACAUUGAUCCGCAAUCGAAUCAUAUGCAAGGAGGCGCAGAAAUGUGUUACAAUUAUACGGACACUCAAACAAUUGCUCGUCACGAAGGUGGCCACUGGAACCGAUGUUUCUUCGCAGGCCUAUGCACUUGGCAACUGGUAUGAUGGCAUGGAGAAGCGGAUGACCGAUCUUAUCUCACGUUUAAUACCCGCUUGAGGAGCAGUCUAAAACAAGCAGCAUUUAUACAGCGAGAGUGGUUUUCAAUCGGCGCGGUGUUUAGGGUCUUCUCAUGAUU
Cucurbitaria berberidis CBS 394.84 is the source of this 894-nucleotide messenger RNA. RefSeq lists its product as uncharacterized. Lineage: Eukaryota; Fungi; Ascomycota; Dothideomycetes; Pleosporales; Cucurbitariaceae. The transcript has a single exon. The record is from RefSeq and is a predicted model, not a curated record. The coding region runs from base 123 to 815 and encodes 230 amino acids.